This is a messenger RNA of Neospora caninum, 594 nucleotides long. RefSeq lists its product as hypothetical. Gene Ontology annotation, cellular component: cytoplasm. Bases 1 to 594 code for a protein of 197 amino acids. NCBI's taxonomy places the organism in Eukaryota, Apicomplexa, Conoidasida, Eucoccidiorida, Sarcocystidae. The transcript is spliced from 4 exons. The record is from RefSeq and is a predicted model, not a curated record. Gene Ontology annotation, biological process: peptide biosynthetic process; translational elongation. Gene Ontology annotation, molecular function: translation elongation factor activity.
AUGGCUCGUGCAGCCGCGUACGUCCGGGCACGCCUGAAGAAUCUCGUUACCGGCGCCACAGUAGAUCACAAUUUCCGCUCAGAUGAGAAGCUCCAGAUCCCGGAAAUCACGGUAGCUGAAGCCUCUUUCACGGGGUUCAGAGCGGGAGGCGGGGGCUCGGCUAAGAGAGGCAGCAAACAGAGGAGUUCGGAGUCGGCGAUGCUGGGCGAGGCCUUGAAGGCUGCAGGAAUGGAAAAGGCAGGCGAUUUGCGCGGCAGGGACAAAGCGCUUGUUUUUAUGAACAAGGAGACGUGGGAGGAGAUUGUGGUCACGGACAGGGACAUAACGGAGCGCAUUUCGGGCUUCCUUAAAGAAGGCAUGGACGUCCGGUUUGGCUUAUGGGAAGACAAGGUCGUCGACAUCGCGCUGCCGGCAACGGAGACGUACACCGUGACAGAAAUCUCUGGACAGUCGGAACACAGUCGGGGGAACCCCGGUCGGAAGCAAGCUAUUCUCGAAACCGGCGCCCGCAUUUCGGUGCCCCACUUUGUCGAGACUGGCGACCGAGUAGUUGUGCGCACGAGUAACGGCGACUUCGUGAAACGAGGUGUGUGA